AUGCGGAAAUCAUCAGAAGCAGAGUCACAACAGAACAAGAACGUAAAAACUCUUGGUGGCUCUGAGAAACACAAAGCCAAAACUAGUGAAGUAGAGAUUCAUAACAAUAACAUCAUGACAAAGAAAUCUAACAACAGUGAAGUAGAGGAGAUAACAGUGAACUCACCACCUUGGCCACCAGUAGCGACUCCAUGUCAAACCUACAGAGACAAAGACCGAAGUUUCGGGUCGAGCGAAUUGGUUGAUAAGUGUUUUACAAUGGAAGAGCAAAGAUCUUUCACGGUGGCCUUUGUAUGGUUAUACAAGGAAGGUCUUAUCUACAGAGACAAAGGGAUUGUUAAUUGGGAAUGCAGCCUAAGAUCAGCAAUAUCUAAAAAUAAGUGGCUGCUGUACAAAGGUGCCAAAAAGGAACAUAAGAGGCAAAAAGCUUUGAAGAAAGCACAACUUAAGGUAAGGCCCUAUACCAGAUGUCGCUUCCUGUGCCAGCUUUUGUGUUUACUGAUGACUUGGAUCAACCCCGCGGAGGCCACCAAGUAA
This is a messenger RNA of Arabis nemorensis, 537 nucleotides long. The record is from the annotation of a GenBank genome assembly. Lineage: Eukaryota; Viridiplantae; Streptophyta; Magnoliopsida; Brassicales; Brassicaceae.